Molecule: messenger RNA, 4859 nt
Organism: Lemur catta (Ring-tailed lemur)
Lineage: Eukaryota; Metazoa; Chordata; Mammalia; Primates; Lemuridae
Gene: FOXO3
Product: forkhead box O3
Exons: 4
Coding region: 734-2887 (717 amino acids)
Biological process (GO): regulation of transcription by RNA polymerase II
Cellular component (GO): mitochondrial matrix; nucleus
Molecular function (GO): RNA polymerase II cis-regulatory region sequence-specific DNA binding; DNA-binding transcription factor activity, RNA polymerase II-specific
Source: RefSeq, a predicted model, not a curated record
UCAUCAUUACUUCACAUUACCAAAAACCAGAAUCUUCCUAAUUUCUAUGCAAUUCCAUUUCAGGUAAAUAUCCCUUUUUUGGAUCCCCCACUUUUCACCCCUGAAAUUAUACAUACUUGCCCUUCACAACUUACCAUGGAACAAUCAUGGUAAUGACCUGGGAGAGGCUUUGCCCAGAUCUGUCAUGCCUAAAGGAAGCAAACAGGGAGAGAGAGGACACGAGCUGCAGAUACUCUUGGAGAGGGUGGGGAUGAAACCUGCCUGGAAUGACGCCCCAAAGGACAAGCAGCAGCUCAUAGCUCUUUGGUACACAGUGUUCAAUAAAGUGUUACAUGAGAACAGUUUGGUGAGAGGGGAAGAAGAGAAAGGUACUAAUGAGGGUGUCAGACAUAGAUGGGGGAGCAGCUAUAGAUCUGAAUAUUGGGGAUCCUUCUUUCUUUCCAGCUGGGUCACACAUAAUUUGUUAGGAGGCUUUGUGUUUUCUGUCUUCUUCGUGUUUCCUGUCUUCAUUGCAGAGAUGGACAUAGAAGCCAAUCCAGGAGGACAAUGGCACAGAGAGGCAGCAGCAUACCCAGUUCCUAGAAUUUGGGCUCUGGGGUCGGAGGGAGGCUCCAGCUGGCCCAGGUGCAAGGAGAACUGGACUAGGACAGAGGUGCUGAGUGGUGGCUCCUUCAGAGGGAGAACCCUGGCAUCUACCACCAACCCCCUCACAACUAGGUGUUUGAAAUGGUGAAUGUACUUUGCUUAUUCAGGCGGCGGCGGCGCCCGGGAGCCGGAGCCUUCGCGGCGCCCACGUCCCUCCCCCGCCGCACCCCGCCCCGGCGCUAGAGGAGAGCGCGAGAGCCCGGGCCGCGGGAGGGCGGAGAAGAUGGCAGAGGCACCGGCCUCCCCGGCUCCUCUCUCUCCUCUCGAAGUGGAGCUGGACCCGGAGUUCGAGCCCCAGAGCCGGCCGCGCUCCUGUACGUGGCCCCUGCAGAGGCCGGAGCUCCAGGCGAGCCCGGCCAAGCCCUCGGGGGAGACGGCCGCCGACUCCAUGAUCCCCGAGGAGGAGGACGAUGAAGACGACGAGGACGGCGGGGGCCGGGCCGGCUCGGCCAUGGCGAUAGGCGGCGGCGGGAGCGGCACGCUGGGCUCUGGGCUGCUCCUUGAGGACUCGGCCCGGCUGCUGGCUCCCGGAGGGCAGGACCCCGGGUCCGGGCCAGCCCCCGCGGCGGGCGCGUUGAGCGGGGGAACUCAGACGCCGCUGCAGCCUCAGCAGCCACUGCCACCGCCGCAGCCGGGGGCGGCGGGGGGCUCUGGGCAGCCAAGGAAAUGCUCGUCGCGGAGGAACGCCUGGGGGAACCUGUCCUACGCAGACCUGAUCACCCGCGCCAUCGAGAGCUCCCCGGACAAACGGCUCACUUUGUCCCAGAUCUACGAGUGGAUGGUGCGCUGCGUGCCCUACUUCAAGGAUAAGGGCGACAGCAACAGCUCUGCCGGCUGGAAGAAUUCUAUACGGCACAACCUGUCUCUGCACAGUCGAUUCAUGCGGGUCCAGAAUGAGGGAACCGGCAAGAGCUCUUGGUGGAUAAUCAACCCUGAUGGGGGGAAGAGUGGCAAGGCCCCCCGGCGGCGGGCUGUCUCCAUGGACAACAGCAACAAGUAUACCAAGAGCCGUGGCCGUGCGGCUAAAAAGAAGGCAGCCAUGCAGACAGCCCCGGAGUCGGCCGACGACAGCCCCUCCCAGCUCUCCAAGUGGCCUGGCAGCCCCACGUCACGCAGCAGUGAUGAGCUGGAUGCGUGGACAGACUUCCGCUCACGCACCAAUUCCAACGCCAGCACGGUGAGCGGCCGCCUGUCGCCCAUCCUAGCAAGCACAGAGUUAGAUGACGUCCAGGAUGACGAUGCGCCGCUGUCACCCAUGCUCUACAGCAGCUCAGCAAGCCUGUCUCCCUCUGUCAGCAAGCCAUGCACUGUGGAGCUGCCACGGCUGACCGACAUGGCGGGCACCAUGAAUCUGAAUGAUGGGCUGGCUGACAACCUCAUGGACGACCUGUUGGAUAACAUCCCGCUCCCAUCAUCCCAGCCAUCACCCACCGGGGGGCUCAUGCAGCGGAGCUCUAGCUUCCCAUACACCACCAAGGGCUCGGGCCUGGGCUCUCCAACCAGCUCCUUUAAUAGCACGGUGUUUGGACCUUCGUCCCUGAACUCCCUGCGCCAGUCUCCCAUGCAGACCAUCCAAGAGAACAAGCCAGCUACCUUCUCUUCCAUGUCACACUAUGGCACCCAGACACUCCAGGACCUGCUCACUUCGGACUCACUCAGCCACAGCGAUGUCAUGAUGACCCAGUCAGACCCCUUGAUGUCUCAGGCCAGCACCGCUGUGUCUGCCCAGAAUUCCCGCCGGAACGUGAUGCUUCGCAGUGACCCAAUGAUGUCAUUUGCCGCCCAGCCUAACCAGGGGAGUUUGGUCAAUCAGAACUUGCUCCACCACCAGCACCAAACCCAGGGCGCUCUCGGUGGUAGCCGUGCCUUGUCGAAUUCUGUCAGCAACAUGGGCUUGAGUGACUCCAGCAGCCUUGGGUCAGCCAAACACCAGCAGCAGUCUCCUGUCAACCAGUCUAUGCAAACCCUCUCGGACUCUCUCUCAGGCUCCUCCUUGUACUCCACUAGUGCAAACCUUCCUGUCAUGGGCCAUGAGAAGUUCCCCAGCGACUUGGACCUGGACAUGUUCAAUGGGAGCUUGGAAUGUGACAUGGAGUCCAUUAUCCGUAGUGAACUUAUGGAUGCUGAUGGGUUGGAUUUUAACUUUGAUUCCCUCAUCUCCACACAGAACGUUGUUGGUUUGAACGUGGGGAGCUUCACUGGUGCUAAGCAGGCUUCAUCUCAGAGCUGGGUGCCAGGCUGAAGGAUCACUGAGGAAGGGGAAGUGGGCAAAGCAGACCCUCAAACUGACACAAGACCUACACAGAAAACCCUUUGCCAAAUCUGCUCUCAGCAAGUGGACAGUGAUACCGUUUACAGCUUAACACCUUUGUGAAUCCCACGCCAUUUUCCUAACCCAGCAGAGACUGUUAAUGGCCCCUUACCCUGGGUGAGGCACUUACCCUUGGAACAGAACUCUAUAAAGUAUGCAAAAUCUUCCUUGUACGGGGUGGCCAGCGCCUGCCAACGGAGGACAGCACCCCGCCAGCACCACCCCCCUCACUCAGAGCACACCGGGAGCCCCCGUCGGCGAUUCUGUGGUGUUUUAAUAUUGCAAUGGUCUAUGGGAUGUUUUAAGUGUUCUUGUAUUUGUUUUUCUUUGACUUUCUCAGUUUUUCACAUGCAUUAACUUGCAGUAUUUUUCUGUUAAAAUGUUAACCGUCCUUCACCUGGCAAAUUUAAAAACAAACGUACCAGUUACCAUUCCGGCUUCGGGCAUCACAAGCUUUUGAGCCCAUGGAACUCCAUAAACUAACACAUUACAUAAACUAGAGGGGGAUUUUCUUUCUUCUUUUGUUUAGUAGAAAAUUAUCCUUUUCUAAAAACUGAACAAUGGCACAGUUGUUUGCUGUGUGCGCCCGUCCAGGACUGAGCCAUGCAUUGGCAAAGCGAGUGGAGCACAGCAUCUGGCCCACCGUGUUUCCAGUUUGAGUCCGGUGUCUGGAUGGGACCCCAGCACCGGGUCUGCGGUGGCCACAUCGGUAGGGCCUGUGACCGCCUGUCAGUGUCCUGAGCUAAUGUGAGCAGCUUUGGUCAGUUGGUUAGAAACCAGGAUCUCUUCAGGAAAGAAAUCAGCACAGCUGUCCACUUGUUGCCAGAUGCCACUAAAGGGUUUGGUUUUAAGGAGAAAAGAAAAGGAAAAAAAAAAAAAAUAGUAGUCCUGUUUUGCUUUGCAGAAGGAGGGAACUUACAGGUGAGCGUUAAGCUUGCAGUGAGAAAUGUGUGAAGCAUACAAACCCCAGUCAAUGCUAAGGCAGUUCUAACUCCACUGUUUUCCUAAAUAUACAUCCUUGAUUAUUUUCAGCCUUGCUGUGUAUAAUCUGAUCUGCUGGAAGUGUAUGAGUGAGAGACAAUAACAUACAAACUGAUUUUUUUUUUAAGUAUAAAGCUUAGGUUGUAAUUGUACAAGUGACACAAUGGAAGUGCAAGAUAAGGCAGUUUACCUUUCUUUUGUUUUUACUUCUGCUUCUAUGGAUUUCAUUUUGUUUUGUUUUCAAAAAGUUAUGGUGCUGUAUAGGUGCUUUCUGUUUAACCUGGAAAGUGUGAUUUAUAUUUGUACCCUCCUUGGUAGACAGAACAGUUGGGAACACCAUUGGUACAUAGGAAACUGGUGUCACAAUGCUCUGAUUAGCACAGUAUACACAUACUUCUCCAAAGUGAUAUAUGAAGACUCUUUUCUUUGCAUAAAAAGCAUUAGGCAUAUAAAUGUAUAAAUAGAUUUUUAUCAUGUACAGUACAAAAAUGGAACCUUAUGCAUGGGCGUUAGGAUUACAGGCUAGUAUUUCAGCACAGACUUCCCUGCUUGAGUUCUCGCUGAUGCUUGCACCGUGACAGUGGGCACCAACACAGACGUGCCACCGACCCCCCCCACCCGCCCGGCACCCACCACCGGCCACCAGGGGCACCCUUGUGCGCCUUUGCUUUAUAACUCCUCUGGGGGUGAUACUGGUGGUGAUCGCUGCUCCUAGCGUAAUGAGAGUUCCAUUUGGUAUUGUCACACGUCUCUCCUGCCUCGCUUGGGUUGUCAUGUUUGAGCGAUUGCCCUGUUGAUUUCACCCUGCCUUUUACUGAAUCUGUAAAUUGUUGUGCAGUUGUGGUUAUAGUAGACCUGUAGCACAUCGCCUUUUCUAAACUGCUACGUGUUUAUAAUCAUUUUAAAAGUAUGUAUAAUUUUU